Ceutorhynchus assimilis (cabbage seed weevil) is the source of this 3474-nucleotide messenger RNA. Lineage: Eukaryota; Metazoa; Arthropoda; Insecta; Coleoptera; Curculionidae. The record is from the annotation of a GenBank genome assembly.
UUUCUCAUUUAAACGGCGAUGGUUCGUGGGUGUUUUUAAUCAAACAAAAUAGGAAGUUGCAAAAUAUUAAUAGGCGAAUUUGUGCAUCCAGUUAUUAAUGCAAAAUGAAUCCAUUAGUGAUAACAAUAUUACUGUGAACGUGCUUUAAAUAAUUUAUGGAUAAUUUUUUCUACAAGUUGCAAGUGAUUUUUCAGCUAAUUUAUUCUUUAGUUAUGAUUGUUUUUAGCGCUUUUAUCAUUUUGGCUUUAGUGAAAAUUGGACAUUUCCAAGAGCAAUUAAGCCUAGAAGAAUGUUUUGACAAAUACGAAAGGGGUAUCUAUCCCCAUCCAGACGACUGUACCCAAUUUCUUUCUUGUGCCACCACUGACCCUCUAGACUGUCCUGCAGGUCUACAUUUUAAUCCAACUGAAUUUGUGUGCGAUUGGCCUGCUAAUGCUGGAUGCAUGAAAGUGACCACGCCUAAUCCAGAGGAUACUCCUCCACCGCCAACCGAUUCACCUGAGAAGCCUAGUGAAAAUGUCGAAGCAUCAACUCCCAGUGUAACUCAGGAACCAGCUAAAUCAGAUCAGCCAAGUCUACCUCAAGAAACUACAUCAAAUGCUCCAACUUCCGCUGCAUCAGACAAACCGAGUGGACCCCAGGAAACUACUCCUAAAGCUAGUACGCCUCCUGAAGCGGAGCAAUCUAGUGAACCACCAGAAACAACAUUAAAAGCUUCUACUCCCUCUGAAUCUGAACAGCCAAGUAAACAACCAGAAACUACACCAGCGGCUUCAACUCCAGCUGAAACGAAUCAACCUAGUGAACCCCAAGAAACUACGCUUAAAGCAAGUACUCCUGCUGAAUCAGAAAAACCAAGUGAACCUCAGGAAACUACACCUAAAGCAAGUACUCCGGCUGAAUCAGAAAAACCAAGUGAACCUCCAGAAACUACACCUAAAGCAAGUACUCCGGCUGAAUCAGAAAAACCUAGUGAACCUCAGGAAACUACACCUAAAGCAAGUACUCCAGCUGAAUCAGAACAAUCCAGUGAACCUCAGGUAACUACUCCUAAACCAAGUACUCCAGCUGAAUCAGAACAACCCAGUGAACCUCAAGAAACUACCCCUAAAGCAAGUACUCCGGCUGAAUCAGAAAAACCUAGUGAACCACAGGAAACUACCCCUAAACCAAGUACUCCGGCUGAAUCAGAAAAACCUAGUGAACCACAGGAAACUACACCUAAAGCAAGUACUCCGGCUGAAUCAGAAAAACCUAGUGAACCUCAAGAAACUACCCCUAAACCAAGUACUCCAGCUGAAUCAGAACAACCCAGUGAACCUCAAGAAACUACCCCUAAACCAAGUACUCCAGCUGAAUCAGAACAACCCAGUGAACCUCAAGAAACUACCCCUAAAGCAAGUACUCCGGCAGAAUCGGAAAAACCUAGUGAACCACAGGAAACUACACCUAAAGCAAGUACUCCGGCUGAAUCAGAAAAACCUAGUGAACCUCAGGAAACUACACCUAAAGCAAGUACUCCAGCUGAAACAGAACAACCCAGUGAACCUCAAGAAACUACUCCUAAAGCAAGUACUCCUGCUGAAUCAGAAAAACCUAGUGAACCUCAGGAUACUACACCUAAAGCAAGUACUCCAGCUGAAUCAGAACAACCCAGUGAACCUCAAGAAACCACCCCUAAAGCCAGCACUCCGGCCGAAUCAGAUAAGCCAAGUGAACCUGCAGAAACUACCCCUAAAGCAAGUACUCCCUCUGAAUCAGAAAAACCUAGUGAACCUCAAGAAACUACUCCUAAAGCCAGUACUCCAGCCGCAUCAGAUCAGCCAAGUGAACCUGCAGGAACUACCCCUAAAGCAAGUACUCCUUCUGACUCAGAACAGCCGAGUGAACCCCAGGAAAGUACACCAAAAGUUUCAACGCCUUCUGCAUCAGAGCAACCAAGUGAGCCACAUGAAACCACACCGAAGGCUGGCGCCCCGUCUGAAUCAGAGUUACCAGAAACUACUCCUAAGGCUUCAAUUCCUUCACAAUCCGAGCAUCCAAGUGAACAUCCACCUAUUUCUGAGGCACCCUCUAAGGUAACCCCAUGUGGCCCCGACAGUCCUCAACCAUGCGAGGAACCUUCUCAAAUUCCACCUGGAGAACCCACAGAGCCAGGUAUGGAUAAUCAACCUCCUCCUCCUGCGCCUACAACACCGUGCGAUCCGAAUCUCGAUGGGUCUUGUCCUGAACCGUCGCCGCCAGCUCGAGAACCAAUAACUGAACCUCCAUCUCCUGAAGAAUUCGAUGUUGAAACUAGAUUCAAAGAAGCUUCACCUGAACCUGAGGAAUCGGACAAAGAACCAAUGCCUGAGCCUCCUCCGCAGCCUCCUCCAGGUGGUCUUACUCUUAAGGAAUGCAUCACUAAAUAUAAAUUUGGAAUUUUCCCACAUCCAACUGAUCCGACUAAGUUCUUUAUUUGCACUAAAAUCAAGCCUUUGGAAAUGACUUGCCCAGUGGGGCUUAUAUUUGAUCAAACUUCGUAUAGCUGCGAUAGGCCUAAGCCUUCACCACCACCACCUCCACCAGCCCUCAACCUACGUGAUUGUUUGACUGAACACCCAAGAGGCUUGUUUUCACAUCCCACUGAUUGCAGUAGGUUCUAUGCUUGCUCCAGGCGUGGCCCGGUCGAGAUGAUGUGUCCAGGAGGUCUCCAUUUCAACCCUAUUAAAUGUGUUUGCGAUUUUCCUUCUAGACACUGUGUUAGUCCUGAGGCCAAAACAAGAGAUCAAAUUUUCAGGACGAUGAAAGGAGACAAGAUUGUUCCAGAUGUAGUAGAUCGUUGUCCGGAGAAACUAGCAGAAGUGGCAUUCCCUAGUGGGGGCCAAGUUGACUUAGGCAAAGAGCUAACUCCAUCUCAAACACUCAAGCCGCCAAGUAUUUAUUGGGAAGCAGACAAAAAGUCUUUCUACACUCUCUGCAUGGUGGAUCCAGACGCGCCCAAAGCAAAAGAAUCUAAAUUCAACGAAUGGAACCAUUGGACGGUUGGAAAUAUACCUGGAAAUAAUAUUAAAAUGGGACAACCUUUGGUGGAUUACUUACCGCCAUGUCCUCAAAAGAAUUCACAACCUCAUCGUUACACUUACAUGGUUUAUAAGCAACCCAGUAGGAUCAACUUUAAUGAACCAAGAGUACCGGCGAAUUCUUUCCAAAACCGCGAUGGAUUUUCUAUUAGGAAUUUUGCCCAAAAAUAUCAAUUAGGACAGCCAAUAGCUGGCAAUUUCUUCAAAUGUAGAUGGGAUCGGUCUGUACCCAACGUUUUGGAAAAACUACAGUUCCAGCCGCCACAGUUUCAGAUGUAUUAUGGACCUAGAGCCGGAGGCGCAAAUAGAAUGAAUUCGAAUUCAUAUUCUUACUCUUAUAGUUUCAGGAUAUAAUUUUUUUUUUGUAUUAAACAUAAAAAAAUAAAUAUUUAUCUUUGUAUGACUUUUAUGG